Molecule: messenger RNA, 1197 nt
Organism: Postia placenta MAD-698-R-SB12
Lineage: Eukaryota; Fungi; Basidiomycota; Agaricomycetes; Polyporales; Adustoporiaceae
Exons: 3
Coding region: 1-1197 (398 amino acids)
Molecular function (GO): NAD+ binding
Source: RefSeq, a predicted model, not a curated record
AUGCCCAUCACGUUAGAUUUGAAUGACAGCGCGGUAGACUCUACCACCAGACGGACGCUGUCAAACCUCUCCCUGGCUGUGGCGAAAUGCAAGAAGAUAGUCGUGGUUACUGGCGCAGGCAUAUCAUGCUCUUGCGGUAUUCCAGAUUUCCGGUCCUCAGACGGUCUGUAUGCGUUAGUCAAGCAGCAAUAUCCGGACGUCGUGCUGAAAGGACGCGACCUAUUUGACGCGUCAUUAUUCCGCGACACGACAUCUACAUCUGUGUUCUACACGUUCAUCUCGCAGCUGAAACGCUCCAUUGACGUCGCUUCGCCGUCGCCCACCCAUCGCUUCAUUAAGACCCUUGACACCAAGCGCAAGCUUCUGCGUUCAUAUACCCAGAACAUCGACGGGCUGGAGGAGAAAGCAGGGCUCGUCGGCAGCUCCAGCGACGGCGUCAGAAUUAACGGGAAAGGCAAGGCCAAAAUCAAGGUGAAAGAAGUCCGCAAUGUCCAGCUGCACGGUGAUAUCCACCGCGUGCGGUGUACGUUUUGCUCGGCCGAGCUUCUAUGCACCGAGGACUACCUCGAUCGGUUCAACACGGGAGUUCCGCCCGACUGCCCAGAGUGUGUUACACGGUCGAAAGCCCGCGUUGCCCGCUCUGCUCGUGCGCUCAAGAUUGGUACCCUGCGUCCUGCCAUCGUCCUCUACGACGAACCACAUCCCCUGGGAGACGAGAUCGGUAGCAUGCAGACUGCGGACAUCAACCGCAAGCCGGACAUGCUCAUCAUCAUGGGGACCUCGCUGAAGGUGCACGGCUUCAAAAAGCUCGUGAGAGACUUUGCUCGCGUCGUUCAUGAUGCUGCACCCUCGCCAGCGUCUGCGUCCACUUCGUCGCCACCGAAAGGUGCAAAAAGCAUGGCGGGGAAGGUCAUAUUUGUGAACAAGACCGCUCCCGGGAGCGAGUGGGACGGCAUCAUCGACUACCAUGUAGUCGGAGAGACAGACGCAUGGGUCGAGCGGGUCACUGAGGAGUGGAAGAAGAUGAGGCCCGCGGACUGGGAGGUGCAGAAGAAGCUUGUCGCCACAGGCGAAGUCGAGAGCACGGGAACCUUCACUGUGGCCAAGGAUAUUACCAACACCAUCGCCGUCGCAAAAGGCAAAGGUAUGUGCUUUUAUCCUGAGCAAAUACACUGUUUAUUGACGCAAGAGUUCUAA